Messenger RNA from Mesoplodon densirostris (Blainville's beaked whale), 1165 nucleotides. RefSeq names its product calmodulin 2 (gene CALM2). The record is from RefSeq and is a predicted model, not a curated record. Lineage: Eukaryota; Metazoa; Chordata; Mammalia; Artiodactyla; Ziphiidae. Gene Ontology annotation, molecular function: calcium ion binding. The transcript is spliced from 6 exons. Bases 92 to 541 code for a protein of 149 amino acids.
GCUGGGGGCGGAGGAGGAGAAUUAGUUCGAGUGGAGCGAGCGAGCUGAGUGGUUGUGUAGUCGAGUCUCGGAGACCGGUAGCGCUUGCAGCAUGGCUGACCAGCUGACUGAAGAGCAGAUUGCAGAAUUCAAAGAAGCUUUUUCACUUUUUGACAAGGAUGGUGAUGGAACUAUAACAACAAAGGAGUUGGGAACUGUAAUGAGGUCUCUUGGGCAGAAUCCCACAGAAGCAGAGUUACAGGACAUGAUUAAUGAGGUGGAUGCUGAUGGUAACGGCACAAUUGACUUCCCGGAAUUUCUGACAAUGAUGGCAAGAAAAAUGAAAGACACAGACAGUGAAGAAGAAAUUAGAGAAGCAUUCCGUGUGUUUGAUAAGGAUGGUAAUGGCUAUAUUAGUGCAGCAGAGCUCCGCCAUGUGAUGACAAACCUUGGAGAGAAGUUAACAGAUGAAGAGGUUGAUGAAAUGAUCAGGGAAGCAGAUAUUGAUGGUGAUGGUCAAGUAAACUAUGAAGAGUUUGUACAAAUGAUGACAGCAAAGUGAAGACAUUGUACAGAAUGUGUUAAAUUUCUUGUACAAAAUUGUUUAUUUGCCUUUUCUUUGUUUGUAACUUAUCUGUAAAAGGUUUCCCCCUAUUGUCAAAAAAAAUAUGCAUGUAUAGUAAUUAGGACUUCAUUCCUCCAUGUUUUCUUCCCUUAUCUUACUGUCAUUGUCCUGAAACCUUCUUUUAGAAAAAUUGAUCAAGUAACAUGUUGCAUGUGGCUUACUCUGGAUAUAUCUAAUAAGCCCUUCUGCACAUCUAAACUUAGAUGGAGUUGGUCAAAUGAGGGAACAUCUGGGUUAUGCCUUUUUUUUUUAAGUAGUUUUCUUUAGGAACUGUCAGCAUGUUGUUGUUGAAGUGUGGAGUUGUAACUCUGCGUGGACUAUGGACAGUCAACAAUAUGUACUUAAAAGUUGCACUAUUGCAAAACGGGUGUUUUAUCCAGGUACUCGUACACUAUUUUUUUGUACUGCUGGUCCUGUACCAGAAACAUUUUCUUUUAUUGUUACUUGCUUUUUAAACUUUGUUUUAGCCACUUAAAGAAAAUCUGCUUAUGGCACAAUUUGCCUCAAAUCCAUUCCAAGUUGUAUAUUUGUUUUCCAAUAAAAAAAUUACAAUUUACCCAA